AUGCUUUCUGGCUCUUCUCUCUACCUCGGUCUUGGCAGCAGCCGCUGCAGCAGCAACAGCAAGCGGCGGGCAGGGGGGCAGCGGGGAGAGAGGCGCACGGGGAGGUGCGGGGCAGAGGUGCAGCUCGAGUAGGACGGGCCCCCAGCCCCGCACAGAUGCAGUGCCCAACUUGAUGCCACCCUCCAGCUUCUCUGGAUUGAAGAGGGGAUGGCUGCGGCCACUACUCCAAAGCAAGCCUGGCCCCCGUGGCCUCCCAUCUUUUUCCUGCUCCUCCUGUCUGGGGGGAGCAGCAGCAGCUGCCCUGCUGUGUGUGACUGCACCUCCCAACCCCGGGCAGUGCUCUGUGCCCACCGGCGACUGGAGGCUGUACCAGGGGGACUCCCGCUGGACACUGAGCUCCUGGACCUGAGUGGGAACCGCCUAUGGGGGCUUCAGCGGGGAAUGCUCUCCCGCCUGGGCCUGCUCCGGGAACUGGACCUCAGCUACAACCAGCUGUCCACCCUCGAGCCAGGGGCCUUCCAUGGUCUGCAGAGCCUGCUCACCCUGAGGCUGCAGGGCAACCGUCUGCGAAUCGUGGGCCCCAGGGUCUUCUCAGGCCUGUCUUCCCUCACGCUGCUGGACAUUCGCCUCAACCAGAUUGUCCUCUUCCUCGAUGGAGCUUUCGGGGGGCUAGGCAGCCUCCAGCAGCUGGAGGUUGGGGACAACCACCUGGUGUUUGUGGCUCCGGGAGCCUUUGCUGGACUGGCCAAGCUGAGCACCCUCACCCUGGAGCGCUGCAACCUCAGCACCGUGCCUGGCCCGGCCCUGGCCCGCCUCCCAACACUAGGGGUCCUAAGGCUCCGAGAAUUAGAUAUUGGGAGGCUGCCGGGAGGGGCGCUGCAAGGGCUGGGGCAGCUAAAGGAGCUGGAGAUCCAUCAUUGGCCAUCUCUGGAGGCUCUGGAGCCUGGGAGCCUGACUGGGCUCAAUCUCAGCAGCUUGGCCAUCACCCGCUGCAAUCUGAGCUCGGUGCCCUUCCAAGCGCUGUACCACCUGAGCUUCCUCAGGGUCCUGGAUCUGUCUCAGAACCCCAUCUCUGCCAUCCCGGCCCGGAGGCUCAGCCCCCUGGUGCGGCUCCAGGAGCUCCGACUGUCAGGGGCAUGCCUCACCUCCAUCGCUGCCCACGCCUUCCAUGGUUUGACUGCCUUCCACCUCCUAGACGUGGCGGAUAACGCCCUUCAGACACUGGAGGAAACAGCCUUCUCUUCUCCAGACAAACUGGUCACCCUGAGGCUGUCUGGUAACCCCCUGACCUGUGACUGCCGCCUCGUCUGGCUGCUCCGGCUCCGCCGCCGCCUGGACUUUGGCACAUCCCCCCCUGCCUGUGCCGGCCCACAGAACGUCCAGGGGAAGAGCCUGAGGGAGUUUUCAGACAUCCUACCUCCAGGGCACUUCACUUGCCAACCAGCCCUGAUCCGAAAGUCCGGGCCACGAUGGGUCAUUGCAGAGGAGGGGGGGCAUGCCGUUUUCUCCUGCUCUGGAGAUGGAGACCCAGCCCCCGUCGUCUCCUGGAUGAGGCCUCAGGGGGCUUGGCUGGGAAGGGCUGGGAGAGUAAGGGUCCUGGAGGAUGGGACGCUGGAGAUCCGCUCUGUGCAGCUACGGGAUAGAGGGGCCUAUGUCUGUGUGGUCAGCAAUGUAGCUGGGAAUGACUCCCUGAGGACCUGGCUGGAAGUAAUCCAAGUUGAACCACCAAAUAGCACUCUCUCUGACCCCAACAUCACCAUGCCAGGGAUCCCAGGGCCUUUCUUCCUGGAUAGCAGAGGCAUAGCUAUGGUGCUGGCAGUCGGCUUCCUCCCCUUCCUCACCUCGGUAACCCUGUGCUUUGGCCUCAUUGCCCUCUGGAGCAAAGGCAAAGGCCGGGUCAAACAUCACAUGACCUUUGACUUUGUGGCACCCCGAACCUCUGGGGAUAAGAACUCUGGGGGUAACCGGGUCACUGCCAAGCUCUUCUGACCUUUCCUUCCACACUGGGGACCCAUCCAAGCCAGCUUCAGAUACCAAAGGGGAAGAGAACCAAGGCUGCCUGGACCAGAAGCUAGUCCCAAACAGCA
Molecule: messenger RNA, 2087 nt
Organism: Lipotes vexillifer (Yangtze River dolphin)
Lineage: Eukaryota; Metazoa; Chordata; Mammalia; Artiodactyla; Lipotidae
Gene: LINGO4
Product: leucine rich repeat and Ig domain containing 4
Cellular component (GO): plasma membrane
Molecular function (GO): protein binding
Source: RefSeq, a predicted model, not a curated record